Fragaria vesca subsp. vesca is the source of this 1553-nucleotide messenger RNA. RefSeq names its product dof zinc finger protein DOF1.7-like. NCBI's taxonomy places the organism in Eukaryota, Viridiplantae, Streptophyta, Magnoliopsida, Rosales, Rosaceae. Gene Ontology annotation, biological process: regulation of DNA-templated transcription. The transcript has a single exon. Gene Ontology annotation, molecular function: DNA-binding transcription factor activity; DNA binding. The record is from RefSeq and is a predicted model, not a curated record. Bases 600 to 1247 code for a protein of 215 amino acids.
ACGCAGACAUACAGAUAGAUAUUAUUCAUCUCCAUAAAAUCAGACCCAAAUAUUCUUGCUUCUUCUACACCUUUCACUCCUUUGAUUCCACUCACCACAACCCCAUGUGAACAACUUCCAGUUGGGUUUUUGGUUCUGAGUUUUUAGAAACAAGAAUUUCCAGAAAAAUCCAAUCUUUCUGCUCUGUUUUUCUUUGGUUAUGUGACCUCUUCACUGUUUGAAGAUUGAAACUUUGUAGUUUUGCGUUGUGUUUGCGACUGGUUUCAAUGAGAGUUCAUAUCUGGGUCUGAAUAAAUAUCCCACCCUUUUGUCAUCUUUCAAUUUUCUUGUUUUCCUCUGUGCCUCUUCAAAGUUUCAAAAGCUCACAGUCAAGGUCUUAAAACAGACCCAUCUCAGAUCCUAACAAAACUACUCGUUUUCUCCGCCCCAAAUGAUCCAAACCCCACAACUUCUAGAGUUUGCAUCUUUUGGUUAUUAGUACCAUUCACACUUGAUCAAGCAAGUUACUCAAAAAGUGAGGCUUGCUCUUUUACGGUUUCUGCAAAUCAAACCCACUUUCACCGAAUCAAACAAGCUGUUCUGUCUCGCCCUGUUCAGAAAUGCAAGACCCAACAACGUUCCAACCCAUCAAGCCUCAAUUCCCAGAGCAAGAGCAGCUCAAAUGUCCACGCUGUGAUUCCUCAAACACCAAGUUCUGCUACUACAACAACUACAACCUCUCGCAGCCUCGCCACUUUUGCAAGAACUGCAAGAGGUACUGGACCAAAGGUGGUUCCCUCAGAAACAUUCCAAUAGGUGGUGGAAGCAGAAAGAGCACCAAGAGAUCUUCUUCGGGUUCGAAACGAUCUUCUUCAUCGGCUACUAAUUCAUCAUCAUCAACACUCUCAAGCUCUGCAGCUGCAGCAGCAGCAGGAGCUCAGAACCAAAUGGGUCAGAAAAUCGAUCAAGAAAAUCCGAUGGUGGGUAUCUCAGGGAGCUUCAGCUCAAUGUUAACUUCUAAUGAUCAAUUUGGGUCUCUUAUGGAGGGUCUGAAUCCAAAUGGGCCGGGUUUGAAGCUGAUGCAAAUGGGUGAUUUUGGAGAGAAUGUGGUGGAUUCAUCAGGACAUGGUUUGAAUUUGGAUCCGGGUUUGGAGGUCCAGAGCAAUGGGAAUCCAGAGAGCUACAUGAGUUUGCAAAAUGGUGAUUGGAAUGGGAGCAGUGGCUGGCCUGACCUUGCCAUUUACACACCAGGUUCAAGUUUUCAGUAGAUAUAUAAUUAGAUAAAUGCUUUCCAUAUAUUUAUAUUAGUCUAUGAUAUAAUGUUUCACACUUGAGAAACUAUGAUUGUGAAGAGAAAUGGAGUAUGAAUGACUCUUUAGGCUUAAUGCUAAGCAGCUUUAAGCUUUUAAUUUUAGCGUUUUAUGAGGUUAUAGAGAGGGUGAGAAACACCAAAGUCCACAGAGCCUUACCAAUAUAGUGUUCCAUAUGUAAUGGUUUGUUUUGUUCUCCUUUGUGUGGUUUUUGGUUGUAUCUAAUAUAACUUAAAUAUGAAUGACCUUUUCUUGUUCUCUUUC